Molecule: messenger RNA, 909 nt
Organism: Entamoeba dispar SAW760
Lineage: Eukaryota; Evosea; Mastigamoebida; Endamoebidae
Exons: 1
Coding region: 1-909 (302 amino acids)
Cellular component (GO): cytosol
Molecular function (GO): 3'-5'-DNA exonuclease activity
Source: RefSeq, a predicted model, not a curated record
AUGGCACAACAAUUUAUUGAUAUUGGAGCAAAUUUGACUGAUGACAACUAUUUUGGUGAUUAUCACGGAAAACACUACCACGAAGAAGAUAUUGAUGUUGUGCUUCAACGUGCUGAAAGAAAUGGAUUAAGUCAUAUCAUCAUUACAUCUGGUUGCCUUAACGAUUUUAAGAAAGCUAUUGAAAUCAUUAACAAAUACCAAAACUUAACUAACAUUAAAUUAGUCACUACAGUUGGUGUUCAUCCAACUCGUACAAAUGAGUUAAAACAAGAAGGGUAUUUUGAUGAACUACUUUUAUUAUGUGAAAAAAAUAUUGAUAAAGUUGUAGCCAUAGGAGAAAUUGGGUUAGAUUAUGAAAGACUUCAAUUUUCUGAUAAAGAAACUCAAAUUAAUGGAUAUCGUACAUUAAGUAUUCUUCAUCAAAAAUACCCUCACUUACCUUUCUUCUUUCAUUGUAGAAAGUCUUGGUCAGAUUUAUGUCAAUUAAAUAAAGAGUUAGGAUAUAAUGGUUGUAAGGGAGUUGUUCAUUGUUUUGACGGAACAGAAGAAGAAAUGAAUCAAAUACUAAAUGAAGGAUGGGACAUUGGUGUUACAGGGAAUUCUUUACAAACAAUUGAGUUAUUAAAUGUUAUGAAACAAAUACCAAUUGAACGUCUUCAUAUUGAAACUGAUUGUCCUUAUUGUGGAGUUAAAAAAACAUCUGCAGGAUUUAAAUAUUUGAAAGAGAAAGAUUUUGGAGUCAAAGUAGAGAAGUAUCAAAAAAAUAAAUAUGUUCAAAGAAGAAAUGAACCAUCUAAUAUUAUUGAUAUUGCAAUAAUCAUGUCAAGCAUUAAACAUAUUUCUUUAUUUGAUUUUGUUAACAAAGUUUAUUCAAAUUCAAUGAAUAUGUAUUUCUCUAGAAUGAAUUGA